CAUCGAAAUUCCUAGUGCGUGAACCUCCGUUAUAUUUUUCUAUAUCACCCCUAUAUAUACCCGCACUGCAUCUUUACCUUUCAAAAUUCACAACUUUUUGGCCUCUAAAUUUCAAGAAAAUUCAAGAUUUUAAAAAACCAUAUUUGAUAUUGUGCAAAAAAUCAUGUACAACCCGGUUUUGAGUGAGUUAAUGCCAAUGAAUUUUCCGGGGGAGUUUCAGCCGGUGUAUUGCCGGAGCUCGAGCUUCAGCAAUCUCAUGCCGUGUUUAACAGAAACAUGGGGUGACUUGCCGUUGAAGGUUGAUGACUCUGAAGACAUGGUUAUUUAUGGGCUGUUGCGCGACGCCGUUAAUGAUGGAUGGACGCCGUUUAAGGACGUUAAGUCGGAGCCGAAGUUUGAGGUUGGGGAGGAGAUAAGCGUAGCUGAAGUGAGGUCGGAAUACGUGGCUGCUCAGCCAGUGAUGGCGGCGAAAGUUGUGCCAGCGGCUGAACGGCCGAAAGGGAAGCAUUAUAGGGGUGUGAGGCAACGGCCGUGGGGGAAGUUCGCGGCGGAAAUAAGGGACCCGGCCAAAAACGGCGCGAGAGUGUGGCUUGGAACAUAUGAGAAGGCUGAGGAAGCGGCUUUGGCUUAUGACAGAGCAGCUUAUAGGAUGCGUGGCUCCAAGGCCUUGUUGAAUUUUCCACACAAAGCCGGCUCAAAUGAGCCGGAUCCUGUUAAAGUGACAGCUAAGCGGCGUUCACCUGAGCCCGCUUCUUCUUCAGUUUCGACAGUAUCAUCGGUUUCGGAGAGUGGCUCGCCCAAGCGGAGGAAGAAAGGAGUGUCAGCUGAGCUAGCUGAAUCAGAAGUCGAGAGCAGAACCAAUUUGUAAAUGCCACUUGGCAGAUAAUUCUUUGGUUAUGACAUGUGAAUAGUGCAUAGUGAGCUGGAAAUUUGAGCAACUUUGUUUGU
Messenger RNA from Olea europaea var. sylvestris, 948 nucleotides. RefSeq names its product ethylene-responsive transcription factor 1-like. The transcript has a single exon. Lineage: Eukaryota; Viridiplantae; Streptophyta; Magnoliopsida; Lamiales; Oleaceae. Gene Ontology annotation, biological process: ethylene-activated signaling pathway; regulation of DNA-templated transcription. Bases 164 to 868 code for a protein of 234 amino acids. The record is from RefSeq and is a predicted model, not a curated record. Gene Ontology annotation, molecular function: DNA binding; DNA-binding transcription factor activity.